UUGCGGAGGGUUCGGGGCCCGGCCCGCCUGCGGCUGUGGGAGCCCGACCUGGAGCCUGCGGAGUCGGUCUCCGACGUGUGCGGGGCUGCAGCGGCCUGACUUCCAGGCGCAGGGGUUGGAGCAUCCAUCAAAGUUUUUAGAAGAAAAUAUGCAUUAUGACCUCACUGGGAAGAGGCCUUAGAAGGACUGCUAACACUGCCCUCGAAAUAAAAAUCUUCCUGGAUUCACAUGAGACACACCAAGCAAGAUCCAGAUCAACACCUACAUGAUAGUGAGAAGGCCAUCCAUACAAGUGACCUCAGGUUGAGGAUUCCCAGGCUCCAGAAGCAGAUGACACCAUGAAGUAGGCAGCUUUGUUCAAGAUCUUGAAUCAAGAACGUUGUCUUCAUUUAUCUUCCCUUGAAGCCUCUCUCCCGGACUUGGGAAGUUCUCUGACCUAGAAAUUAAAAACAAAAACAAACCUCUUUUAUUUAUAGAAAGAUUGGGUGGAGCUUGCUUGUCUUAAUCUUGUCUCCCUCUCUCCCUCCACUAUGGGCUCCCUUUCAAACUGUGUCUUGCUUCAGCUAACUGUUCCUGCUUUUUUCAACAAUUCUAGCACGAUCCCAGUACCCACUCCCACCCCUCUUCCAAACCCUGGCCACCUUAGCUAAUUUAUCUGACUGCUGGUUAUGUCAACACCUAGAUAACGCACAAGAACCUGAAUUAGUUUUUGUUCCUGCCCAUGCAAGCGCCUGGUGGACCCAUUCUGGACAGUGGAUGCAUAAAAGGGAAUGGCAUCCACAAACAAGAGGACACAAUCACUCUACGUCCUCCUAUGGUAGAGUACUUUGGCAUUGGGAAACUUCUGCGGAAGCUCAAGGUCUAUCAUUAACUCAGGUGAGACUUUUGGAGGGAAAUUUUUCUGUUUGCAUUGAAAACAAAAAUGGCACUGGACCCUUCCUAGGUGACGUACCAAAACAAUACUGUAAUCAAACAGUAUGGUUUGAUUCCACAGAUGGCACCUUCAGACCUUCUAUAGAUGUUGCAAAUGAGUCCAAGACUGAUUAUUAUGAUGCAAAUGUUUGCCUAGUCACUGGACAAUAUUCCUGGUUUGCAGGCCACACGACUGGGACCUGGAACAGCUCACCUUUUCCCCUAGUCGGUCUGCCCAAUACCCAAGACUACAUAUGGGUGGACCAAAAUUCUGGAAUGACCUGGUUAGGUAAUGACACCUAUCUCUAUAGCUGCCAGAAUCAAACCACAGGUCUUCUAUACCAGAUAUUUCGCAACUUGUUUUGUUCUUAUAGGCUGACAGAGGCACAUGGUAAAUGGAGAUGUGCAGAUGCCAACAUAACUAAUGACAAAGGUCAUGGUGGACACCCGAUGCCAGCCUGGUGGGUCACACGUUCCACUCUGACCUUGUCCGUGAACAACUCUGGUCUUUUUAUCUUAUGUGGUAAUAAAGUAUAUAAGGAGUUCCCACCUAACUGGUCAGGGCGAUGUGGACUCGGAUACCUGGCACCUUCCGUCAGCCAGUAUCCCGCUUUCAAUGGGAGCCAAAUUACAGAUGUGGGCUCCUUAAUACAUAAAGUAGCACCACACAGACGUACCCAACGAGACGUCAUAGACCAUCCACCCGUGUAUCACAACCCCAAUUCGUUAAGGGCCCCUUUUUCAAGAUUGGGAACUUCUGAUCUAGAAGAAGCAAUUCUAAACAUUUCCAAAGCCACCGAACAGGGAUUGGCUGCCACGGUGCAGACCUCGGAGGCGCGCCAGUCAAGAGUUAGCAGCUUACUCUCUGCACUCCAAAAUCACCAUCUGGAUGUAUCGGCUGCUCAACAAGGAAGAACGUGUACGAUCGUUGGCACCCAGUGCUGCCUCUAUGUAAACAAGUCAAAAGAAGUGAGGUUUCUUUUGAACAGUGUGAAGGAACGGAUCGACAGUCGACGUCGAAUGACGGAAUUAGCCUUGAAUUGGACUGACCUCGUCUCAGGAGUGAGAGACUGGUUCAGUGGACAUUGGGGCCACAUGUUUGGAUUUGUUCCGCUCGGCUUCAUCAUUGUUCUCAUCUGUGUUGCCGUUUGCAGAUCUCUCACCUCCCGAGGUCCUGCCCAAGUGUCCUCUUCACAGCACUACACGGGGCUCCUUGCCUGUGGAACUUCAUGUGAGGUUUCAAACAAGGAAACCAGGGGACCAGCCCAACCGGAAGGGCAUAAAGACUCCUUUGCACUGACAGCAUCUGAACAAACAGCAGCUGCAGAAAGAGGCCUACUUCAGACUGCUCUUUGAUGAGUAAAGCAGGCCUUUCUGAGAAUUCAGCUGUCCUAACCCUCUCUCCAGGGAGCCUUUUGUAAGGGAGGAGCCUGACUUGGUAUCUGGGCAUCCGAAGAAUUGUGUAAAUAAGUCCUAACUGCACCUUCCAUACUUUCCACUGAAGCCUUAAUACCCACUCCCCAUCCCAUUAAGCUGGUAUAUAAAACCUUAUCCCUGGCUGUCCAGUGGCGGCCCUUUACAUGCUUCCACAUACAUAUAUGAUAAAUGUUGCUCCUAUCAAUCUGUUAAUUUGUAGGCCCUCAACCAUUUGAACCUGUGUGUUUAAUAACUGAAGACUUUCCCUUCAGGAGGAAGCUGUAAACCAUUUAAUAGCUGGGAGGAUUUGAUGUGCUCUCCUGGUUGCCCGUGUACGUUUAAUCUCCAGUCUAAAGGGGAGGUUUGUCUGGGGUGAAUGGUAGCCGUCUGAUUUCCCAUGGGCAGAGGCAGGGGCUAGGAUUGUAGAGACGGGGCAGCAUUUACUGUAUUGAACGCGUCAUCUGCCCAGUCCUGUGGUGAGGUCCUUACAUUUUUCUAUAGAAUCCUCUCCAGUUUGUAGGUGAAUAAACUCCAAGGGUAGAUGACAUGUUAAAGAUUACAUUAUUACUAAAAACAAGAGCAAGGUGCACAACAGGGUAUCUGGUGCACUGCCGUUCAUAAAGCAGAGGAAAUAAAGCAUACAUGUGUAUACAUGUAGAUUUACUCAGUUUUGCAAAUAGACCACUCAGAAAGGAUAAGUCAGAAGCUAAUGAAGGUGAUUACGUAUAAGAG
Messenger RNA from Leopardus geoffroyi (Geoffroy's cat), 3060 nucleotides. RefSeq names its product endogenous retrovirus group MER34 member 1, envelope (gene ERVMER34-1). The record is from RefSeq and is a predicted model, not a curated record. NCBI's taxonomy places the organism in Eukaryota, Metazoa, Chordata, Mammalia, Carnivora, Felidae. The transcript is spliced from 2 exons. The coding region runs from base 757 to 2268 and encodes 503 amino acids.